AUGAUCGACAUAAAAGCCUCAAAAAAUUAUAUUGCAUUCAUUAAGAAUUGGAGAUUUCGAUCAUAAGUUUUAUGUGCAUAAACUAUAUCUAUCAUUAUAGUAAUCUUAAUUGGAUCAGGGUAUUUUAUAUUUGUCUAAAGUUUUCUAAUUUAAGAGAUAUCUAAAGAAUCCUUUAUUAUAUUAGCAUAAAGAAUUCUUAGUAAACAAAGUUAUAUAUAUUCCAUUUUGAAUAAAAAAUAAUUAUAGUAAGGGUUGAUGUUAACAAAUACAUCAAUGAAAGUUAUUAAUUCAUUAUUUGAAUAUUAAUAAGUAAUGAACAUUAGAUUUUAAUAUCAUAUUACCAGUUGUGAUGAAUUUUAAAAUCCUUAAGGUUUUUUCACUUUAUUUGCUAAUGAUUCUUGUUAUUGUUAUGGAUAGCCAAACAACAUUACUGAACACUCUUAACAUUAAGAUAAGAUGUCUCUAGGAAAUUUACUAUAAUAAACAUCUCUUAUCUAAAAUAAACUAUAUCGAACUUAUUUUGCAUCAAAUACAAAAGAUUAAUUUUAUGUUUUUUAACCAUGUAAAUAUUAUCCAUCAACAUAUGAUCCUUCAUUAAGACCUUGGUUCAUAAAUCAUAAUCAAAGUGAAAAUGAGGUUUAAUACUCAGAACCUUAUUUUGCAUUCAGUGGUGGUAUUACUUUAACUAAGACUCUGAAUCUAAAGGGACUUAGAAAUGAAAUAAAAGGUAUCAUUGGAACUGAUAUCAUAAUGAAAAUCUUUUUUGCUUAAAAUGAAUCAUGUCCGUUUAAUUUUGUUCUUAUUGAUUCAUAUGGUCAUAUACUAUUAAGCAAUCAUUAUACUAUAAAUUCAACAAAUGUUGACUUUUUAUUAUAAUUAAUCAGUCACAGGAUUUGAUUCUUAAGAUUUCGAAACUAUAAUGAAUUUUUCAAAAGGUCUUAAUUAUAAUAAUUACUGUGAAAUUCCUAUUAAUUAAACCUUAUGUCUACAUGAUAAAUAAAAUAACAUAGACUAUUAUGUAAAAGUUUAGAAAUUAGAAUAAGAAAAUUACUAUUUAAUUAGUAAAUUUGAUUAAGCUUAAUAUAAGAGUAAUGUUGAUAUGAUGAUUAAUGAAAUUAAUUAAAAAAGUUAGAAAAUCAUUUAAGAUUUUGUGUUUGGUGUUAUGGUAUCACUUUUUUUGUGUGGUUGUUGUUAUUUAUUUACAAUCUUUAUUCUAGAAAAACCAUUAUAUAAAUUAAUGAAUUUAUCACUUAGACGAAAUUUAAUGCUCUCCUCAAUUUUUGAAUAAAUAACAUUAUAACACUUUAGUAAUGAUACAAUAGAUAAAUUGGCAAAUGCAUUCACAGGAUUAAUAAACUAUGAUAAUCGUUUAAAAAAUACAUUUAAUAAUUAAACUAAGAAAGAAUUAGAAGAUAUAUUCACAUAUUUACCAUAGAAUGUAACUAUUUCAUAAAAGUUAAUAUUACUUAUAAAAGAGAAGCUACCUGUAUAUAUAUAAAUCAUAUUUAUUGAUAGGAUUAUAAAAAAUAGAAUAAAUCAUUAUUCUAUUUAAAUACACUUGAUAAACUUAAAUUAAUCAAAGAAUUCUUAAUUAAGGAAAGAAAAAUACUUUCAAUCUGA
Messenger RNA from Paramecium pentaurelia, 1620 nucleotides. The record is from the annotation of a GenBank genome assembly. NCBI's taxonomy places the organism in Eukaryota, Ciliophora, Oligohymenophorea, Peniculida, Parameciidae.